AUGGUUGUCGCUACCAUCAAGUGUGUCGUAGUGGGGGACGGUGCAGUAGGAAAGACCUGCUUGCUCAUCUCAUACACAACGAACAAGUUCCCGUCGGAAUAUGUCCCCACCGUCUUUGACAACUACGCCGUGACUGUGAUGAUUGGUGAUGAACCCUAUACCCUGGGACUGUUCGAUACUGCCGGUCAAGAGGAUUACGAUCGCCUGCGCCCGCUCUCCUACCCCCAGACUGACGUGUUCUUGGUCUGCUUCUCCGUUACUUCACCUGCCUCAUUUGAGAACGUCCGCGAAAAGUGGUUCCCCGAAGUCCACCACCACUGCCCCGGUGUUCCUUGCUUGAUCGUCGGUACCCAGACCGAUUUGCGCGACGAUGCUGGUGUGCGGGACAAGCUUGCCCGCCAGAAGAUGCAACCCAUCCGCAAAGAAGAUGGUGACCGGAUGGCUAAGGAGCUCGGGGCUGUGAAAUACGUCGAGUGUUCAGCUCUGACACAGUACAAAUUGAAGGACGUCUUUGAUGAGGCUAUCGUCGCGGCACUUGAGCCCGCGCCCAAGAAGAAGUCAAGAGGCUGCCGCUUGCUGUGA
Molecule: messenger RNA, 582 nt
Organism: Penicillium paradoxum
Lineage: Eukaryota; Fungi; Ascomycota; Eurotiomycetes; Eurotiales; Aspergillaceae
Gene: cdc42
Product: Rho family GTPase CDC42
Exons: 4
Coding region: 1-582 (193 amino acids)
Biological process (GO): small GTPase-mediated signal transduction
Molecular function (GO): GTP binding; GTPase activity
Source: RefSeq, a predicted model, not a curated record